Phalaenopsis equestris is the source of this 2397-nucleotide messenger RNA. Its product is annotated as pentatricopeptide repeat-containing protein At5g18475-like. NCBI's taxonomy places the organism in Eukaryota, Viridiplantae, Streptophyta, Magnoliopsida, Asparagales, Orchidaceae. Gene Ontology annotation, molecular function: protein binding. The record is from RefSeq and is a predicted model, not a curated record. Bases 82 to 1638 code for a protein of 518 amino acids. The transcript is spliced from 2 exons.
UGCAAACUUCUUAAACUAUCUAGAGCUAGAGCGAUCAUCCAAAUGCGUUUACACCUCUAAUCGCCCCUUCUCCCAUGGGCCAUGGCAUCUCAGUCUCUUCGUCGAAAACCCUCCUUCCCUCCAUCUUCAUCGUCCUCUUCAUCACCUUCUUUUCCAUGGAUUUCCCCUCUACAAUAUCUUAAGCCCACAUCCCAACCUCGAACUCCUCCGCCGCAGGCGAAAUCUGCAGACUCACCCGCCGGAGUCCGCCGCUCUCGCUUCAUUUCACACGCCGACGCUGUCCGCCUCAUCAUCCAGAAACCCGAUCCCCAGCAAUCCCUGGAUCUCUUCAACUUCAUCGCUACCCAGCCAGGCUUCUCCCACAACCACUCCACUUACGCCGCCCUCCUCCUCCGUCUCGCUCGCGCUCGCCUCUUCCCUGCCGUCGACGCCGUCCUCCGUCGCGCUGCCUCCGAACCCUGCCGCUUUCACGAAUCCCUCCUUAUCUCUCUCAUGUCCCAGUUCUCCCGCUCCUUCCUCCACGAAAAAGUCCUUGAAGCCUUCCUCCUCAUUCUACCCAUUACUCGCUCGAAGCCUUCCAAUAAAGCCCUCAGCACCUGCCUCAACCUCCUGGUUGAAGCAGGCCGCAUUGAUCUCGUGCAAAAGCUCCUCUCUGAUGUGAAAACCAAGUUAAACCUCGAACCCAAUACUUGCACGCUUAACAUCCUCGUCAAGCUACACUGCCGGUCCAGUGACCUCGCCUCCGCCUUCCAUCUACUCGAAGAAAUGCGUCAGUCAAAGUCCUCUACCCCCAAUCUGAUAACUUACUCAACGCUGAUCGGUGCGUUAUGCUCUGAAGGCCGUCUCAAGGAUGCCUUCCAACUGUUCGAGGAAAUGAUCGAGAGAGGCCGCAUCGUGCCCGAUCCACUUACGUAUAAUUUGUUGAUCGAUGGGUUUUGUCGGCACGACAGUGUGGAGAAGGCGAAGACGAUAUUGGUUUUCAUGAGGAACAACGGGUGCGAGCCAAACAAGUUCAAUUACUCCACGCUGAUGAAUGGCUUUUGCAGGGAAGGGAAGCUGGAGGAGGUGAAACAGUUGUUUAAUGAGAUGCAGAGUGCUGGGCAGGAGACUGAUGCUGUGUGCUACACAACGUUGAUAAACUGCCUUUGUAAAGCAGGGGAAUUUGAUGAGGGGAUUGAAUUGGUCACUGAGAUGAGAGAUAGCGGAUGCAAAGCUGAUGUAGUUACAUACAAUGUGUUGAUUGAAGGAUUGUGCAGGGGAGGGAGGGUUGGAGAGGCCAUGGUCAUGCUUGAGAGAUUGCCUCGUGAAGGUGUUAGGUUAAAUGUUGCGAGCUAUAGGAUUGUAAUGAAUUGUAUACUUGGGAAUGGUGAUGUUGAUAGAGCGGUUGGGUUGCUUGGUUUGAUGCUUGUAAGAGGGGUUCUGCCUCAUUAUGCGGCUUCAAAUAAGUUGUUAUUGUUGCUCUGUGAGGUUGAAAGGCUGGUAGAUGCCACAGUUGCUUUGUUUGGUUUAGCAGAGAUGGGGUUCUUGCCUGAGAUUGGGACUUGGUUGGCACUAGCUGGGGUAGCAUGCAGAGAGAGGAAAAUUAAGAGGGUAAUUGAAUUGAUUGAUGAUUUGGUUGGUGGAGCUGAAUCUGAUUGAGAUGCAAGCUUUAUAGGAUUUUUUAUUUUAUUUUAUUUGAAUGGGAAGAAAUGUUGAAUAAGCAGUCAGCAUCUCUUGCUUGUAGAAUGUGAGAAGCUCCAUUGAUGGUCAGAUUCUGCAGAAUGUUAUUUAAGUGUGCUUCUCUGAAUCACCAUUGAUGAUGCUGUGAUAUGACGGGAACAGGAGAAUAGCUAAUUAGAACAACAGAGAGGUAAUUGGGCUAAAUUCGGCUUGGACAAAUGCAUCGCAGAUGGCGGCCUAAUGGCAUAUUUGCAAGUUUUCUUUAGUGACCUGAUUGACCAAGCAGAAUUAUGGAAAACAUGGCCCCCCUUUGGAAGACAUGAUGCAAAACAAAAUCUCUGUUUUAGCAUUCAUAUCAGGAUAAUCAACUCCAUUCAAGCAUCAGAUACACCGUUUUAACAAGAAGACACUUUCAAAGAAAUGUAAUGUUGGUCGGAUUACUCGACACUGUGAUGGCCGGGGGGUCUAUUUUAUUCCUCUAAACUAUCAUAUAGUUCUCAGUUACUGUUUUCAGUUCUGAUGGUUGAAUGGCAGAGUGGAGAACACAUGAGUCAUAGAAGGAAAGCAAAAAUGAGGAAGCACGGGGUGAUUUGAAGAAACGGUUUGUUGCAGCUGUUACUUCGGUGCAUUUUAUGGUAUGUCCUUUAGGGAAUAUAAAGCUUGAUUGGGAUGUUUUGAAAAUGGUGAAUAAUCAUUCAUUUAACAUGCUAAAUUAUGCUAAUUUACUUGUUGAUGAUG